Aureobasidium melanogenum CBS 110374 is the source of this 1599-nucleotide messenger RNA. Its product is annotated as UDP-Glycosyltransferase/glycogen phosphorylase. The record is from RefSeq and is a predicted model, not a curated record. Gene Ontology annotation, molecular function: GDP-Man:Man(3)GlcNAc(2)-PP-Dol alpha-1,2-mannosyltransferase activity. Gene Ontology annotation, biological process: protein N-linked glycosylation. Gene Ontology annotation, cellular component: endoplasmic reticulum membrane. NCBI's taxonomy places the organism in Eukaryota, Fungi, Ascomycota, Dothideomycetes, Dothideales, Saccotheciaceae. The transcript is spliced from 3 exons. The coding region runs from base 1 to 1599 and encodes 532 amino acids.
AUGCCUGGUCUAGCACUGCUGAUAUCGCUGGCGGCCCUGACCGUCAGUCUGACCUACCUGUUCCUCCCAUAUUUUCUCCGAUUCAUUGCCCAGAACAUCGGAUCCACUGUUCGCGCCAGGUCACAGACAAGGAGAGAGCUGCUGCUCAAGAGGGCUGCCGAUGAAGAGAAGAUAUCCCCUUCCACAGCCAACAAGGAUCGUCUAGCCAGGGGAGACUACGCCGGAAAGCUAGCAUGUGAAUGGGAAGGCAUCAUUGGCUUCUUCCACCCCUUCUGCAAUGCAGGCGGAGGCGGCGAGCGAGUCCUCUGGGCUGCCAUCCGCGCAACCCAAGAGCGCUACCCCAAAGCCCUCUGCGUCGUCUACACGGGCGAUCACGACGUCGACAAGGACACCAUCAUCGCCAACGUCAAGAACCGCUUCAACAUUCCCCUCCACGCCCCUCGUCUCACCUUCCUCUAUCUCAGCACUCGCGACUUCCUCCUCGCUCAACACUGGCCUCACUUUACUCUCCUUGGCCAGAGCAUCGGCAGCUUGAUCGUCGGCUGGGAUGCCUUCCACCUCGUCGUCCCUGACAUCUUCAUCGAUACAAUGGGCUACGCCUUUACUGUCGCCAUGUCGCACUUCCUUUUCCCCGACGUCCCUACUGGCGCCUACGUCCACUACCCCACCAUCUCUACCGAUAUGCUAGGAAGCCUCGACGCCUCUGGCCGCGGUGUCAACGCAGGCUCAGGAAGUGGUUGGAAAGGAAAAGCCAAAAAGGCAUACUGGCACCUCUUUGCCCGUCUAUACAGUUGGAUCGGCGGCUCCAUUGACGUCGUCAUGACAAACUCGACCUGGACUCAAAACCACAUCAAAGCCCUUUGGGGCCGCACUCGUCAAAAGAGACGCUGGACACGCGACACCUGUGUCGUUUUCCCUCCUGUCGCCGUUGAAGAACUAGAACAAGAGAUUGAAGUCUCCGAGGAGUCUGAAAAGAGCAGGAGAAAGGACAUACUCUACAUUGCACAAUUCCGCCCGGAGAAGGAUCACCAAAACAUCAUCACGGCCUUUGCCGAGUUCUUGCGCCGUCAAAAGACCACCGACAAGGAUACUCCCAGAUUAGUCCUCGUAGGCUCAGUACGCGACGAAAAAGACAAGAUGCUAGUCUAUAAACUCCGCGUGCUAGCACGCGAACAACACAUUGCUGACCACGUCGACUUUGUCAUUGACGCAAAAUGGUCCCAAAUCCUGAAUCGCUUGAGAACCAGUUGGAUCGGUGUCAAUGGCAUGUGGAACGAACACUUUGGCAUCGGUGUUGUCGAGUACCAAGCCGCUGGCCUCAUCUCCGUAGUCGAUGAUAGCGGAGGCCCUAAAUACGAUAUCGUGGUCCCGAUUGAUGGAAAACCAACUGGCUUCCAUGCAAAGUCACCUGAAGAAUUUGCUGAUGGCUUUGCCAAAGCACUAAACCAGUCACCUUCAGAAACACUAGCCAUGCGCAAACGAGCAAGAACAAGCGCCAAACGCUUUUCCGAAGAAGUGUUCCGCGAUAGUUGGAAUGCACAGAUGGACAAACUUGUUCACAUGCAUGUUACGCCAGUGAACUCGCGAGCAGGUUUAUAG